Molecule: messenger RNA, 755 nt
Organism: Macrobrachium nipponense
Lineage: Eukaryota; Metazoa; Arthropoda; Malacostraca; Decapoda; Palaemonidae
Exons: 3
Coding region: 56-547 (163 amino acids)
Source: RefSeq, a predicted model, not a curated record
GCCUUCCAGCACACUCUCACCCAGCAGUGGCCAAAGACAACAUCAGCAAGCAACAAUGAAGUUUCUGGUGUUUGCACUCCUAGUGGCUUUAGCUUGCGCUUCCGAGAUAGAGAAGCGAGAGGCGGAGCCAGGUUAUGGAGGAUAUGGCCACGUGAGCCACCAUCAUCGUCCUUCCUAUGGAUAUGGCUAUUCUAAUCACUAUCAUAAGCGAUCUGCUGAUCCAGAGCCUGAGGCUGAACCUUCCUAUGGCUAUGGCUCUUCUUAUGGGUAUCGACCAGUCACUUAUGACCACUCUCACCGCUAUCACAAGCGGUCUGCUGAUCCUGAGCCAGAAGCUGAACCUUCCCAUGGCUAUGGCUCUUCCUAUGGGUAUCGCCCAGUCACCUAUGGCUACUCUCACCGCUAUCACAAGAGGUCUGCUGAUCCUGAGCCAGAAGCUGAACCCUUCCUACAGCUAUGGCUCUUCUUAUGGCUAUCGCCCAAUCACCUAUGGCUACUCUCGCCGCUAUUAUGGAUAAGUACAUCGUCAGCGCAAAAGGUCUACUGAUCCACAGCCAACGGCAAAACCUUCUCCCAGUUAUAGGUUCUGACAUACUUGUAAUUAUUCUCGUCUAGUCUACUACUGUCCAUCCUAUAACUACUAGCCAAAGAGGAAAGACACAGAUGUCUAUAGCUAGCAAUAGAUUUUCAUAUUUUUGUUAGUUCAUGAAUGCUCUGCAACUUCGACGAAAUAAUAAAGUAUUAAUACUAUACAA